Molecule: messenger RNA, 3475 nt
Organism: Dendroctonus ponderosae (mountain pine beetle)
Lineage: Eukaryota; Metazoa; Arthropoda; Insecta; Coleoptera; Curculionidae
Product: monocarboxylate transporter 3
Exons: 9
Coding region: 310-2670 (786 amino acids)
Biological process (GO): transmembrane transport; monocarboxylic acid transport
Molecular function (GO): monocarboxylic acid transmembrane transporter activity
Source: RefSeq, a predicted model, not a curated record
GCUUUUCUUAGUCCGACUACGUUCCCAGUUGUUGGCUGCGCAUCUGCUUCGUGUUAUAAUCGCGAUACUGGGGGGAAUUCGUGGGUGACGUCAGCGUCGCCCGUUCACUCCUCCAACCUCCACACACUGAAUUUAGAUUUUCGAUUCACGAGCGUUUGCCAACCAGUUGCAAAAGUUUGCCGUUACAGUUUACCACGUGUGCGAGUUCCAGUUGCGAAAAAAUGGGUGUGCUUGGUCGCGUUGGUUCGCAUCUGUGCCAGUGAGCGGUGCCCGUGUGGGAUCCAGACAAAGUGUGCCAGGCCGCCUACCAUGUCCAGCGGCAACUUGUCGGAAAUCCGAGCGCCCCGCUCCAGGAAAAUCAGCAGGACUGAUAGCGAAGUCGCCUGCGAAGAAGCGGCCGGAUUGACCGCUGACCAGCAGGAGGGCGAGGAGGAUGAUCUCUCCUACUGCGGCUACCACGACCUGCCGCCUCCGCCGGAUGGGGGCUACGGUUGGGUGGUGGUUUUCGCCUCCUUUAUGUGCAAUAUGAUCGUCGACGGAAUCGCCUACACGUUUGGCGUUUUCCUGCAGCCCAUGGUCACGUUCUACGGUGAAUCAAAGGGCAAGACAGCAUGGGUAGGAUCUCUCCUCUCAGGCAUGUACCUCAGUGCUGGUCCUUUAGUGAGCGCCCUCACCAACAAGUUUGGGUGCCGGGCGGUUUGUAUUGCCGGCGCCCUGAUUUCGACCUCUGCCUUUAUUCUGAGCGCCUUCUGCCCCACCGUGAACUGGUUGAUGCUGGUCUAUGGCGUGAUUGGCGGUGUGGGCUUUGGACUUAUUUACUUGCCGGCCGUGGUGUGCGUGGGCUACUACUUUGAGACCAAACGCUCCCUGGCAACUGGGAUCGCGGUCUGCGGCUCCGGAGUGGGCACCUUUGCGUUCGCGCCCCUGGCCGACCUGUUGCUGCAGGAGUUCGGGUGGCGUGGAGCCAACCUGAUUCUGGCCGGGUUUAUUCUGAAUUGCGUGCUGUUUGGGGCGUUGAUGCGCCCGCUGACCUAUCCGAAGGAGUCGGGCGAGAAGCCGCUGCUUCAACGCAUGGCUGAGGAGCGACGCAUCCAGAUGGAGCGCGGCAGCAUCGGCGGCUCGUACUUUUUGGUGCAGCUGCCCGAUGGCACCAUGGAGAAGCGGAUGAAGCAGCCGCUGAACAUCGACCCGGGCGUGCACUCCAGCUUGAACCUGGACCAAUUGGCGCCCGGAACCCCGAUCACGCCAAUUCCAACGGUGCCCACGUUGCCCACGAUUUCGGAGGUGAAAGUCACUGAGCAGAGUGGCAGUUCGGGCAGCCCCAGUCCAGGCGAGAGCCAGGCCGAGAUCAAGCACCCGCGGCUUCUGGAGCUCAAAAACCAGAUGGGGGAAGGCAAGGACCCCAAGUUGCCGCGCAACGCCAGCCAGCCAGCUUUUUCCUCUCAAAUUCCUGGGUUGCCAAAGAAUGGAUCGGUGCCAACAUUCGAUCGUAUUAGGAAGACUUCGGUGGGGGAGCGAUUCAAGCCUACUCUGGACCCCAUCAAGUCGACCUCGAGGGGCAAGCUGGGCUCUAAUGCGGAAAUGCGCCGGCUGCGCAACACCUCUACUGGCUCCUUUCUGAGCCGCAACAACAACAGCGAGGUAGACGUGGAGAGUCUGGGCUACACCACGUCCAAGAUGUCGCUGGCCAGCAAAAAGGGGGGCAACAUGGUGCGGCCGCUGUCCAGGAAGGAUAUUUUCUACUCGGGCUCCAUUACCAACCUGCCGGAGUUCCAUCAGUCGCAAAAGUCGCUCACCAACUACCGCCAGAGCAUUAUGAGCAUCCCCAAGCUGAAGCAGCUGGAAGAGGAUGGCUCCCCUGCUGAUAUCUGCCCAUGUCUGGCGUUGCCCGAUAGUUUCAAGAACGCCCUUUCCCAGAUGAUGGAUAUGAGCCUGCUGAAGGAUCCCGUUUUCAUGUGCAUCGCUGUCUCAAAUCUGUUUGGAAUGGCCGGUCUGUAUAUUCCGUUCGUUUACUUGGCGGCGUGCGCCCAGGCGGAUGGCAUCGAGCCGACGAAGGCCUCGUUCCUCAUCUCGAUAAUUGGCAUCACCAACACAGUGGGGCGCGUGGCGUGCGGCUACUUCGCGGACUUUCCCCGCGUCAACGCCCUUCAAGUGAACAACAUCUGCUUGGUGAUUUCUACGCUGGCUGUAGCCGCCACGCCCUUCUGCCACACCUACCCCGCCUAUGUUAUAAUGGCCAUUGCGUUCGGCGUCGCUGUUUCCGGGUACAUAUCGCUUACCUCCAUCAUCCUGGUGGAUCUGCUUGGGCUGGACAAGCUGACCAACGCCUUCGGGCUGUUGAUUCUGUUUCGUGGGGCGGCCGCUAUUGUGGGCUCCCCGCUGGCGGGCGCCAUUUAUGACGCCACCCAUUCCUAUGACAUUCCGUUCUAUGUAGCGGGCGGACUGUUUGCAGUGUCCGCCGUCACCAGCUUCCUGGCGCCUUACAUGAAGCGAUUCACUAACGGGGAGGAGCAGGUGCAGGGCGACGGCGACGCCCUUACGCCCAUUGAUGAGGAUGAGGAGGAGGACGAGCCGAUUACGAUGGGCGGCAAACGGCCGCUGCCCAAGAUCAUCGAAACGUCCGCCAGCAACAACGAAAAGGAAAUCAAGCAAAUUGAGUCGGUGUUGUAAAACGGCGGAAGCGCCGCGAGGGGCCCCAUGCUCAGUGCGAACUGACCGUAAAGCGAAAUGUGAUAGUAAGUUACGCCCAAUCAAGCAAACAAACAAAGUAUUCGCCACUGCUGAUGUGAUAGCCCGGCGGUGUCAAGUCGAGCUGUAAAUAGUGUGUAUAUUCUUAGUGCACAGGCAUUAUUUAUACUGUACUUAAUGUUAAUUGCCUUGUAGCAACGUAUGUCUUUUUAACUAGAUUUAGUUGGUGAGGCUUUUGCGGGGGCACGUUUCCUGCCUGGGAAAACACGGUCGCUCCCAGUCCACUCGGCUGGGCAACUUCUUCUAUCGAUCGCUGUCCCUGGGGUCAUUGGACUUGCCGAAAAUUGUCCGCGGUUAUUCAACUUUAGUGCCUUUUUAUGAUUUUCUUUUGGUUGCGCCGGCUUGAUUCAUGUGUCUUUGAAUGAACAAUGCACAGAACCUCAUCGGCCCCCUACUUCCCAACAGUCUUCCAGGUAUUGAGAAGCGCCAGCCAAGCAAAUUGUGGCCAGACAGUCGGGGGUGCUUUGAUUAAUCUUUUUUUACACGAUAUUAACAGUAUUGUAAUGGUUUAAUUGUUAGUUUAGAUUAGUUAGUAGAAUAAAAAGCGCGGGGCUCCAAUUGUCCGACCAGUCCACUUUGAAUUACAAUAAAUCGACAACAAGGGAUGAUUAUGAUUGUGAAAAAUUUGUAUAUUGCCAAACUUACGCGUACCUGUCCCCUGGCGACAACUGUUUUAGUCGUGGAGGAUUUCAACAUGGAAUUGUUACCAAAUAAAAAAUUAAAUUGA